Colletotrichum higginsianum IMI 349063 is the source of this 1626-nucleotide messenger RNA. Its product is annotated as MFS hexose transporter. Gene Ontology annotation, biological process: transmembrane transport; carbohydrate transport. Gene Ontology annotation, cellular component: membrane. The coding region runs from base 1 to 1626 and encodes 541 amino acids. The record is from RefSeq and is a predicted model, not a curated record. Gene Ontology annotation, molecular function: carbohydrate:proton symporter activity. NCBI's taxonomy places the organism in Eukaryota, Fungi, Ascomycota, Sordariomycetes, Glomerellales, Glomerellaceae. The transcript is spliced from 3 exons.
AUGUCUGACGAGGAGAAGAAGGACAACGCCGCCCACCUCGAGCACCCCGAGGCCCAGGCCCAACUCGCCGACUUGGGCAACCAGGACGACCACGACCUCGGGAAGUGGGAGUCCUUCAGGAAGUACCCCAAGGCCUCGUUCUGGUGCAUCUACGCCGUCUGGUGCGUCCUCGUCCUGAGCUUCGAGAACCAGGCGGGCGGUAGCAUCUUGAGCAUCCCCGAGUUCCGGAAAGACUUUGGCAACUUCUACCAGGGAGACUACGUCCUGGACGCAAAAUGGCAAGCCGCCUUCAACGGCGCGCCCGUUGCUUCUGCCGUCGUUGGUGCGUUGGGAAGCGGUAACCUCGCGGACUGGCUCGGCCGAAAGACGGUCAUCGCCAUCGCCCUCGGCAUCUCGUUCGUUGGCAUCACACUGGAGUUCAUUGCAACUACGAAUGAGCUGUUCUUCGGGGGAAAAUUCUUGAACGGUUUUGCUAUCGGUGCUCUGGCUUCGGUCACCGUCACUUACAUCGGAGAGGACCCAGGAACUGACGCCGGCUAUCCCCAGAUCACCCCACUUGCCCUCCGUGGCCUCUUUACCUGUCUCUCGGCCCUCUCCUACACCCUCGGCCCCCUCGUCGUCGCCCUUAUCAUCAACGAGACCGGCACGUUCACCAACCGCUGGGCCUACCGCGCCGUCUUCUGCGCCCAGUACGGCUUCGCGGCAAUCGCGGCCAUCCUCCUCCCCUUCAUGCCCGAGAGCCCCUGGUACCUCGCCAUGAAAGACAGAGACGAGAAGGCUCUGAAGAGCUUAGCCAAGCUCGGGCACCCCGGCGACGAGGGCCGCAUCCGGCUCGCCGUGAUCCGGCGGACGCUGGAUCAGGUCAGCCGCGAGACCGCCGGCGCCAGCUACCUCGAGUGCUUCCGCAAGUCGAACCUGCGCCGGACCAUCAUCAGCGUCUCCCCGCUCUGCAUCCAGAGCCUGUCGGGAAUCAUGUUCGCCGCGUCCUACUUCACGUACUACAUGCAGCUAGCCGGCUACAGCACCGCCGACAGCUUCAAGCUCCAGAUCGUCCAGCAGUGCUGCUCGCUCAUCGGCAACGUCAUGUCCUGGUACCUGGUCGACAAGAUGGGCCGCCGGCCCCUGACCGUCUACGGGCUCGCCGUCCUGACCGUCAUCCUCCUCGUCACCGGCGGCCUGGCCCUCCCCGGGACGCUCUCGUUCAACAGGGGCACCGUGGCGCUGCUCCUCCUCUACUGCUGGUGGUACAACGUCACGAUCGGUGCCACCGCCUACACGGUCCUCGCCGAGGUGUCGACGUCGCGUCUACGCAUCAAGACCAUCGCCCUCGGGCUCGCGAUGCAGAACGGGUUGAACACGAUGUGGAGCUUUGUGCUGCCGUACCUCUUCAACCCCGACCAGCUGAAUCUCGGGGCCAAGCUCGCUUUCAUCUUUGGCGGCCUGGCGGUCAUUUCGUUGGUGCACCUGUGGUUCAACUUGCCCGAGACGGCCGGUAGAACCUACGAAGAGCUGGACGAGAUGUUCAUGAAGAAGAUCCCUGCCCGCAAGUUCAAGGAGUACACCCCUGACGCUGCGGUCAGAGGCCAAGCCGUAAAAACGGCCAUGGACAAGGAGAAUAACCUUUGA